Molecule: messenger RNA, 2872 nt
Organism: Cheilinus undulatus (humphead wrasse)
Lineage: Eukaryota; Metazoa; Chordata; Actinopteri; Labriformes; Labridae
Gene: nvl
Product: nuclear VCP like
Exons: 23
Coding region: 138-2735 (865 amino acids)
Biological process (GO): ribosome biogenesis
Cellular component (GO): nucleus
Molecular function (GO): ATP binding; preribosome binding; RNA binding
Source: RefSeq, a predicted model, not a curated record
GACAUUUCUCGUCCGGGUCAGCGAUGCGUCUUGUUAUCACGCGGUCUGUUCCUAAACACUGUUUACAGCAAGUUUAACUGGAGAAUACCAAACAUUUGAGUAUGUGGUCUUAUUUCUGUUAGGCUCAGAGAACAAACAUGAAGAACAGAAGUGGUGGUUGGCUGGACGGUCGGCUCAAGCAGAGAGUGGAGCAGUAUCUGACGUCCCACAGCAGUGAAUAUGUGGACCUUUCAGCUGUCGCCCUGGAGCUGCAGAGACAGUACAGAAUGGAGUACGGCAGAAGAAACAAGACAGCGUUCAGGAUCCAAGUGGAAAAAGUGUAUGAAGCAAUCAUGAAGGAGUCAGGACUGGAUGAUCUGGAAAGCAAACACUUGGCUAAGAGAGCCAAACACAGCCACAAUGAUACUGGAGACGGGAGCAGCAGCAGCUCAGAGUCCUCUGACAGUGAUGACCGAAUUCUGGAGAACACUCCCAAAAACCACAUGAACUCGUCGCUUACAUCUCUGUACCGUAAGGGCCAGCCCGACUCCAGCACCUGCUCUCCCAGGAGGGAUCAGCCCCCUGCCAGCAGCCCUGCAAGUACAGCUGAGCCCCCAUCCAGUGCAGGGACGGUGGUUUCUACAGGAGGUUGGUUCAUUGAUAGAAGCAGAGGCCCAGAGAAAGGCAGCAUUCUCAUCGACCUGUGUGAGGAGGAGCCAGAUAAUACAGUAACCAAUCAAACCGAUGUUCCCAUCAGGGAGUCUGUGAAAAAUCUCAGGACACACAAAAAAAGGAACAAGAGCUCUGCUGAAACCACUGAUUCUCAAAGCCUGAAUAAAAAAGGAGCUGCUAAAGCUAAAUCUCCAGAGCUGCAGUACCCCUCUCUGAGGUUUGAGGAUGUGGGAGGAAAUGAAGACACGCUUACGGAGGUCUGUAAGCUGCUGAUCCACAUACGACACCCAGAGGUCUACCAGCAGCUGGGAAUGGUUCCUCCAAGAGGCUUUCUCCUCCAUGGACCUCCAGGCUGUGGAAAGACGCUACUGGCCCAGGCUGUGGCAGGGGAACUGCAGCUGCCCAUGUUGAAGGUGUCUGCUCCAGAGCUUGUGUCUGGAGUGUCUGGGGAGUCUGAACAGAAGCUAAGAGAGCUGUUUGACCUGGCUGUGAGCUCUGCUCCAUGUAUCCUGUUCAUAGACGAGAUCGAUGCCAUCACCCCAAAGAGAGAGGUGGCUUCUAAAGACAUGGAGAGGAGGAUUGUUGCUCAGCUGCUCACCUGCAUGGAUGACUUGAACAGUUUAACAGUGACAGCACAGGUCCUGGUCAUCGGUGCGACCAACAGGCCAGACUCUCUGGACCCUGCCCUCCGCAGAGCUGGGCGCUUUGACCGAGAGAUCUGUUUGGGUAUCCCUGAUGAAGCAGCUCGCUUCAGGAUCUUGAAGACAUUGUGUAGAAAGCUGAAGCUGCCAGAGGAUUUUGACUACCAGAAGCUAGCCCGCCUCACCCCUGGCUAUGUUGGUGCAGACCUCAUGGCUUUGUGCCGAGAAGCUGCCAUGACUGCUGUAAACAGGGUUCUGCUGGAAACAAGGAGACAGCCACAGAGCCAGAGAUCAGCUGAGGAGAUACCAAGCAGAGCUCAGGUGGACGCUGCUGUGACGAAUGAAGAGGCCAAAGAACAACAGACAACAGAAACCUACCGAGCUCAGGAAGAAGCUACUGAGAAUCACCAGCAGCAGGGGGAGCUGUGGGAAUUGUUGUGCCUGCUGAAGAACACAGAGACGCUGUCAGAGGAAGAACUGGCCGGCAUAAACAUCCUCAUGUCAGACUUUCAGAUCUCUCUGUCCAGCGUCCAACCAUCAGCCAAGAGGGAGGGCUUCGCCACGGUGCCUGACGUCACCUGGGAGGAUGUGGGAGCCCUGCAGGACAUCAGAGAGGAGCUCACCAUGGCUAUACUGGCUCCUGUGCGUUCUCCAGAGCAGUUCAGAGCUCUGGGGCUCUCUGCUCCAUCUGGUGUGCUGCUGGCUGGACCCCCAGGAUGUGGAAAAACACUUCUCGCUAAGGCUGUGGCCAAUGAAUCUGGUCUCAACUUCAUCUCUGUCAAGGGUCCAGAGCUACUCAACAUGUAUGUGGGAGAGAGUGAGCGGGCCGUCAGACAGGUUUUCCAGAGAGGACGAAACUCAGCUCCUUGUGUCAUCUUCUUUGAUGAGAUUGAUGCUCUGUGCCCACGCCGCUCAGGCCACGAGUCUGGAGCCAGUGUGCGUGUUGUCAACCAGCUCCUGACAGAGAUGGAUGGCCUAGAGACGCGACGACAGGUCUUCAUCAUGGCUGCAACAAACAGACCAGAUAUCAUCGAUCCUGCCAUACUGAGGCCAGGCCGUCUUGAUAAAACCUUGUAUGUGGGUCUUCCUCCUCCAGCAGACCGCCAUGCUAUCCUGCAAACCAUUACAAAGGGAGGGACCAAACCUCUGCUAGAGCAGGACUUCUGUCUUGAAGAAAUCGCCUUUGACGAACGCUGCGAUUGCUUCACUGGAGCUGACCUGACGGCACUGGUGAGGGAAGCUUCUGUUAAUGCCCUGAGGGCCUACAUGAAGUCCCAGAAUUCCUCAGAUUCUUGUUCUGGUCACGUGUUCUCCUCCGGCCCUGUCGCUGAAAUCCGAGUGAGCAAACAGAACUUUGACGAUGCCUUCAAGAAAGUUCGUCCAUCCGUGUCCAAAAAGGACCAGAGGAUGUACGAGCAGCUCAGGGAGUCCCUCAGCCGAUAACGGAAUCUGAACUGCAGGCGUCAUGCUUCAACUUCCACUGUGGUUAUAGGGGAACUAUUUAUGAUCAUGUGUGUUUACACUGGAUCACAGUUCAAAAUACUGAUGCUGUUUAUAAUAAACGUGUAUAUACCAACCUA